GGAGGGAACAGCACACUGCAGGAGCAUAACGUGACGCACAAGGAGCCGGGACACACACAUGGCUAUCAAAUGGAUGACUGUGACAUGCACUUGUGAACUCCGACACAGAGCGAUCUGAGAGCAGGAGUUCAGAUUGAACAGCGCUGAAGAUGUGAUUUUUUUUGUUUUAUUAUUUUCCUGUUUGGCCAAAAUUGUGACAGCUUCUUGUCCCGCUGCUGCACCACUGAAGAGGAUCAUUGAGUCACAAAGACACCAGGAGAAAAGGACACGCGUGAGAAAGCUUACCAUGCACUGACAACAAGGAAUGGAAAGCAUCAACGUGGAAACGGACUGGGAUGGGUUAGCCCUCUCUUCUCUGCUCACCACAGGAAGGAAUGACUUCUCUUCCUCGCCUCUGUUCGUCUCUGAGCUCAACCCCCUCAACAGUUCUCACAGCGGAGGGUCCUUCUUCGGGAUCUUCCCUGAGAAUGGUUCCACCACUACACCUCACACGCUGCCCCAGCCCCGGGACCUGGGCCUGGCCCGGGCAGAGAUCGCCGUGCUGGGGAUCGUGCUGGCUCUCACCACCCUGGGAAACAGCUUUGUGUUAUGGGUGCUGUUGAGGAGAAGGAAGCACAAUGCGCCGAUGCACGUGUUCAUGGUUAACCUGUGUGUGGCUGACCUGGUGGUGGCCCUGUUCCAGGUUCUUCCUCAGCUGAUUUGGGACAUCACUGAGAGGUUUCAGGGGCCCGACUUGCUCUGCCGAUGCAUCAAGUACUUACAGAUAGUGGGCAUGUUUGCUUCAUCCUACAUGAUAGUUGCCAUGACGGUAGACCGGCACCAUGCUAUCUGCUGCCCCUUACAGGCUUACCGUGGGGGGGCAAUGUCCCGCUGGAACACCCCUGUCAUGGUGGCAUGGGGCUUGGCGCUUGUGCUCAGCAUACCACAGGUGUUCAUCUUCUCCCGUUCUGAAGUGUAUCCUGGAGAGUAUGAGUGCUGGGGUCACUUUGCAGAGCCGUGGGGGCUGAAGGCCUACGUCACAUGGAUGACUGUUGCCGUCUUCCUCCUGCCUGCUUUGAUAAUCACCAUCUGUCAGAUAAGAAUCUUCAGAGAGAUUCACAACAACAUCUACCUGAAAUCAGAGAGAAUGGUGACAGCUGAGCUGAAGAAGAAUGAAAUCCUGUUCCGCUUCCACAGCUUCAAGAAGGAUGAGGAACGGGCGAGGGAAAGAGGGAGACGGGCGUCAGGGGGAGGAGUGGGGCGGGAGGGCAGAGGAGGAGGACAGCUUUUAAAGGGUGUAAAUAAUAAUCCUCACAAUAACAGCCAUAACAACCAAGCAGGAGAGUGUUAUGAUUACGUACCCUCUGCCGUUCAGUAUAGCAGCUGUCGUGGUGAACCUGUGACGACAAUGGCAUCACCCACACAGCAGCAAACCACGACCAGUUCAGACUGUCAGGAGUCGUACGCCACCUAUGAGCUGGCGUCAGGCUCACCUCGCUGCUCACUUGACUACGUCCCGCCUCACCCUCCCCCAACCCCGCCCCCCAGCAUCACUAAAGCUAUGUCCAAGACAGUGAGAAUGACUCUGGUCAUCGUGCUGGUCUACACCAUCUGCUGGUCUCCUUUCUUCAUCGUCCAACUUUGGGCAGCAUGGGACCCCAACCCUCCAGUCCAAGGGGUGGCCUUUACUAUCCUGAUGCUGCUGGCCAGUCUGAACUCCUGCACCAACCCAUGGAUCUAUACAGCCUUCUCCAGCAGCGUGUCCAGAGAGCUGCAGAGCCUGCUGCACUGCCGGUCCAGACCCGGCCGCCGGGGCUCUCUGCCCGACGACUCCACCACUACACACACCUCUACCACCAAGGACAGCUUGUACUGACAGAGACUGAUGCGACGCAGAGGGACAUGUUUCUAAAAGACACGCAUGGAUGCACGUGCACAUGCUGCAAGGACGUGCAAAUCCGCAACAACCACCACCUCUGGCGUUGCAUCCUGGGAGCAAAAAUCACUGACCUCUACCAGAUGUUUCCAACAACAAAGGACAGCUGUACUGUCAACAGGACCUCCAUCUCCAUAAUCACCUGUCUCCUCUACACCCUGGAAAGUGAGCAAGGGUGUCAUUGCAGAUGUCAACACAACUUUAUGAGGGCACUAUGGAGUUUACAGUAACUGUCAGAGGAGAGCAUCUGUAAUGCAAAAUGGCCUUGAAAGUUGCAGCAGAGAGGACCCUGUUUGUUUUUCUAAUAUGAGAAAAAGUCUUGCCCCACUCAGACAGAGCAGAGCUGCAGGAAUGCAAGGGGGUGGAUCAGUGCAUUAAUGGCCUUAUGGCACGCCUCAUCUACAAAGCAGCAGACGAAGCUGUGGAUGGGGAGAAAACAAAGCAGCAGACUUGGAGAGCAAGACCGCUGCUGGACUGAGAACAGACAGGGGAUGACAUGGGUGUUACAGCUGUGGGAGCAUCCCUGUUGAAAUCUAAUAAUGUGAAUAAACUUUGUUUAAUCAAAGAAGGUGGAUUAGAGACGGAUGCUCGGGGCUGUAUUUAUAUUUGUUCAGGAGGAAUCCAGAACAAUGGGGAUUUGUUAGGAAGAUUGAUGGAGAUUGGCUCAUGAGGACGGUGCAGGCCGAGUCGAGAGACACUGCCCCAAAGAGGAACUGGAAGAGCAUGGGUUAAUGCAGACAGGAGGAGGGAUUAGGUCUGGAAGAAUACAAAUGAACAAUCCAGGUUUCCUCCACCGACUGGGACACAAUUAUGUGAUUGUAUUCUGUGCAAACACAGCAUACGAGGUACACAAAAGUCUCUUCCUGUCGUGCUGUCCCGAAAGUACAAAACAAGAAUAUCAAGCAGAUGACACAGGAAAAAAACAGAUAGGAAACGCUCAACUUCAUUCCAUGUACAGAGAAGAAGAAUGUAUAUUUAUUACAAAUGUAAGGCACAUUGCUAUAUAGUAUAAACGUGUUGAAUGUAAGUCACACAAUUGUAAUGGUCCAAUAGAUGUAGUUGAACACAUGGAGCUACCAGAGAAACCAAAGAUUUUUAAGGCUUAUUUCAAGUCUUAAUUGUAGAUACUCUAAAGCCUCACAGAUGUGAUGUAUGAAGUGCAGAGAGGGUGAAAGUACUCCUAGUCAAACUAAGUGCCUAUUAUGUCAGAGAACAUUUAUAUUAGGGGCCUCUCUCACUGGAUUAAUGUCUGCAUAAUGUCAGCUGUGUUAUAGUAAGAGAGAGCUACCAUCACAACUGAAAUAAUUGGAUAUGUAAUAUAUAUCACACAACGAGUCCCAAGUUCCUUUACCUUUUUAUUUAUUGUUGUAUGAAUGGAAAUAUACAUAUAUGGGAUGUAUAUAAAUUUAAAUUCCUCUUAUUGCCUUACAUAUAUGUACAGUUUUAUAUAACAUUUUAUUCUGCACAAAAAUAUCUAUUAUGCCCCUUAAAGCUCCUGCGAGGAACUUUCAGACCAUGUCAGUUUUGGCACAGCAUAGCCACCUGACACUUCACCUGUGACAUCAUUUCCAAAAUAAAUCAUGUCACUUAUGGUCUUGUUUGCUUUUUUAGCUCAUAAAUUGGAAUCAGUA
Molecule: messenger RNA, 3546 nt
Organism: Cheilinus undulatus (humphead wrasse)
Lineage: Eukaryota; Metazoa; Chordata; Actinopteri; Labriformes; Labridae
Product: vasopressin V2 receptor-like
Exons: 8
Coding region: 305-1855 (516 amino acids)
Biological process (GO): G protein-coupled receptor signaling pathway; regulation of systemic arterial blood pressure by vasopressin; positive regulation of vasoconstriction
Cellular component (GO): membrane
Molecular function (GO): vasopressin receptor activity; peptide binding
Source: RefSeq, a predicted model, not a curated record